Molecule: messenger RNA, 3616 nt
Organism: Trichoplusia ni (cabbage looper)
Lineage: Eukaryota; Metazoa; Arthropoda; Insecta; Lepidoptera; Noctuidae
Gene: mus312
Product: structure-specific endonuclease subunit SLX4
Exons: 6
Coding region: 269-3562 (1097 amino acids)
Biological process (GO): DNA replication; meiotic DNA double-strand break processing; resolution of meiotic recombination intermediates
Cellular component (GO): Slx1-Slx4 complex; nucleus
Molecular function (GO): enzyme binding
Source: RefSeq, a predicted model, not a curated record
ACGUAACGAAAUUUCAAACCAAACAUGGCGAUUGGCGUUGAUACGUCAAAAUGGAAACCUAGAAAAAUAACCGGAACUCCUGCAUCCAAGUUUAGGAAUAUACUUGGCAUUGGUGUAUUAAGUGUUGGAAUAAUAACCGGGGCAAUAUUCCAUUAUUCUUCAGUCACGGCUAACUUGCGAGGAGCAGUUGAAGGUUUAUAUGAAGACCCUAUAGAGGAGGUGGAAAGGAGGAUAAUGAUUGCCAGCGGGCUGCCAAACAGAUCAGGAGAUGCCAUUAGAAAGUUCAUGGAAGAAAGUAAAAACCCCAACCAGCCGGGCAUGUAACAAUAUAGAGAAUGUAAGAAGCAAAUAUUUUGUUGGGAAUUCUGGUAUGGAUGAGAGUUUUUCCGACUUUCAGGAAUCAAAGCCCAAAUGUGCAGGACCCAAGCCAGUUCAAAAGCCUGUUAAAAGGAGACAGACUAAGCGCAUCAAAGGUCAGAAAGAUAUAAGAACUGCUUUAAAAGGAAAGAAAAAUGAGUUAGUAGCUUAUACUAAAGAGUUUGAUACUGUCUGUAAAAAGUCUGGCCUUGAUGUCGACUCAGAACAAUUACAACUAGCCAUAGCAUUGUCUAAAUCACUUCAAACUGAAUCUGAGACUGCCAUUGACUGUUCAGAACCACUACCUACACAAGCAAGAGUUGCCAAAAUAAGAAAGACCUUACAGGAAUAUGGUUUUAAAGUACCAGAACCUAAAGUAACAAAUAGAAAAACUAGAAAACUAAGAAAACAUUACAAACUACUUACAAUAACAGAGGAAGAGAGACAUCAGACUAUUAGCGGGAAAUAUUCUGAGGUGCUUUUGAAUAAUCUUGAUUCUAAUACUUUACUAGGUCAUAAUAGUAGCAAUAAUCAAGAUAUUAAUUUUAAUUUGUAUGAUAUAGCUACUAAAGUCCCAUAUGAGUAUAUAAAAGACAGUACAGUAUUUUAUGUAGACAAUUUAGUUCAAAAAUCUAGAACAACUGGUUCCUUAUUACGAGAUUGGUCCAAAAUUCCAGGCAGACCUGUGAGUCCUAAGCUUGUUGAAACUGAAAUGAUGAAUACAGUUAUAGAUUGCUCACAGGAUGAACUGGAUGUGGUACUUAGUGGGCCAAUCACACUAGCUAGAGAUAUAAUGGCUACUAAUAAUAAAGUAGCACCUAUUAGUGUAAUUCCUAAAGUAAUUAUAGAUGAAGAAGAUAUUGUAAAUUGUGAAGAGGCUGAUUGUAAAUCUGAAGGAUUUGACAGCAGGAAUCUUGUUAAAGUAACAGAAAUACAAUCUCCAGUCAAAGAGCUAGAAAUCAUUGAUGUACAUAAUUCAUCUACUCAAUACAGAAGCCGCUCUCCAGAUUUAUUUGAUGAUGAACUAUCAUCUGUCAUGGAGACAAGUAAACCUAUAAUUAUAGGAUCACAAGAACAUAAAACUAAAGUAUUUGCAGAUAAUUUUAUGGAUUUAACUGAAUGUGCUAAUCCUGUUUCGCAAAAAUCUGUCAAUUUCACCUUAUCCCAAAAUAAAACUAAAAGGAAAUCGAAUGAUUUAAUGGAAAUGACUGAAUGUGUUGUAGCUUUAUCACAACCUAUACUUGAAGCUUCACAAGAAAUAGAUUUAACACAAAGUCCUGAGAAUAAAACGAUAGAGAAUCAUGAUGUCAGUGAAAGUAAAGAGAAUACUUCAAGUUUGAAUCAUGUUGAACAAAAUUCAUGUAGCCUUGAAGAAAAUGUUACUUGUAUAGCUAAUGAAGUACAAAAUGAUAAGUUAGAUACGGAAGAUAUUGAUUUGACUCAAAGUUCAAAUGAAGAAGGCUAUGUCGAAAAAAAAUCAAAAGAUAUAACCACUGAAAGUAUGGAUUUGACUCAAUCUUCCAAUUCUAAUGGAAUUGAUGAUUUGCCUUUCGUUUCUAUUGGGAACACACAAUCUGAGGUAUCUUUAGAUGAGACCAUUAUUGUAAAUGAAGAAGAAUACAUAUCAGCCAUAAUUAAACCUAAGAAGUCUAUUAUUCUUGGAGCAGCGAAUAGUGAAAUUUUAGAUGUUACUGAAGAUGCUAAAUGUUGUCGAGAGAGUGAUCAAAGUCUUGUUAAAGAAACAAAUGAAAAAUCCAAAAGCAGUAGUUUUGAAGAAUUUGAACAUGACCAUUCAAGAGAUAGUGAUAUUAUGGAUCAUGGUUCAAAUCUAUUAGAUGACGAAAGUGCCCAUAAUACUAGUAAAGAGUCUAAUGAUAUAGAUUUAACACAAAGCUCUGGAGAAACUGAAGAAAGCCUAAAAAGUUUUCCAAAUAACAGUAGUCUUGGUAAAAAAGACGAUGUGUCUAUAGAUUACGAUGAAAUUGAAAAUAACAGUAUUAGAAAAAGUGCAAAUCACAGUAAACAAAAAAUAAUUGAUGCUUCAGAGUCAGUUAUAGAUGAAAUCGAAAUUCUAGAUGAUAAUAAUGAACCUGAAAUUAAUUCGAGUCAAAACUCAGAGGUAUUCAAUAUAUCAGAUAAGGAAUUAGAUUAUUCCCUUCACCAAUCAAGAUUCGAAACUCGUAACGAUAAUUUCGAUUUUGGUGGGAUUUCUAUAUUGGAUAACAUUACGAAAAUAGGAAGUUUUCGACAGUCCACUAACGUUGCUCGCAUUAGUAACAUACCAAAAAAUAGUACACUGUCUGAAAGUUUUCUUCCUGAACUUAAAAUUAAGAAAAGUAUAAUCAAAGAUGCAAGUCCUGGAAGUAACAGACAAUUUCCUGAAAUACCUAAUAAUGUUGCACAGGAUAUCUUAAAUAGUAAUGGAGAAGAGAUUUCAAUCAGAACACCUAAAAACAGUGAAUAUAUAAUUAAAACAAGUAAUGUUACGCCCAUGGCUGAUUAUGCGUCAAUGAGUACGCCGCAAAUGAAUAAGGAAUUAGAUAAAUAUGGUUUGAAACCUUUUAAAAGGAAAAGAGCCAUAAAAAUCCUCACUCACCUUUACAACCAAACACAUCCAACGAUACAGCAGCUCGUCGAAGAAGACGAGCCAUCGCCAAAAAAACCAAGGACAGAAACAAACACACAUCAUUUAUCACCAAGGAAACUCUCGAUAUCACCUCAAUGUUCCCCAAGAAAGGAAGGAUCCAGUCAACUAACAGACCAAGUCCUUUCUCUAAAUAAAUUAGCAUCGCCAAGUAAAUCUCCUGCAAAGACAUCGAAAGCUACGAAAAAGACUGAUGUAAAUAAUUGUGUUACGGUAGAAACACAUGUCGAUGUCAAUGUGUGCUAUGAGGUGACAAGUGAAGUUGCUGUUAUAAAGGGUGUUGAGUGUGAUCCUGAGGAUUGGGUGUUCCAGAAGCGGGAGAAAGCUAAGGUACAUUCGUGCCGCGUACCGCUUCACAUUGCGUUCCACAACUAUGUAUCCAGCCGCCGUGAUUUAAGAGAAGCAAUACUUAAAUAUGAACCGGUAAAUAUUGACGUCAUACACAAAGAUUUGGUCGGCUAUGGGCAUAGAUAUGAUCCGAAGGAUCUCCUAAAAUACUUGGACAAGAAAUGUAUAACAGUGAAAACAACAGACAACAAUUCUAGAAACAAUAAGAGAUGAUACAAACUAAAUCAUGAUAGUUGUAACAUAUUGAAAUAAAGUAUUUUAUUUACA